Messenger RNA from Ostreobium quekettii, 297 nucleotides. NCBI's taxonomy places the organism in Eukaryota, Viridiplantae, Chlorophyta, Ulvophyceae, Bryopsidales, Ostreobiaceae. The record is from the annotation of a GenBank genome assembly.
GGAUGGCGAGGUGACCAGGCGUGGAGCCGGGCGCUCUGCAUGCCCUACUUCCGCAUGUUCUGCUCGGAGUUCGUGGCCGUGCUCGAGGGCCUGGCGACCGGCGACGAGCACAUGCAGUACAAGUGCGCCAUGCUGACCAGGUACCUCCUGGCGCAACACAUGUGGCACACCGCGUCCUUCCUCAUGACGGAGAGCCUGCGCGCUGGCGCCCUGCUGUCCAUGGGUUCGGCCUGUCUGAGGGAGGAAGACCUGGGGCCUGAGGCACUCAAGAGCCACUUUUUGAGCAGAGGGCGGUGA